Messenger RNA from Saimiri boliviensis boliviensis (Bolivian squirrel monkey), 903 nucleotides. RefSeq names its product claudin domain containing 2 (gene CLDND2). The record is from RefSeq and is a predicted model, not a curated record. Gene Ontology annotation, cellular component: plasma membrane. NCBI's taxonomy places the organism in Eukaryota, Metazoa, Chordata, Mammalia, Primates, Cebidae.
CGCGGCAAGGCGCCCGCCCCUUCCACCUCCUGCUCAGAUGCAGCUGUCCCUCCUCGACCGAGGCAGCCACGAACCCCUCCCCCAGGCUUGUGGGCUUAUCCCCGGACCCCUUCCCAUCCCCGUAGCGGCAGUAACCGCAGGUCCUGAUGUGGCCUCCAAGGCCCGGUCCAAACGCCUGCCUCCAGGUCGGGGAAGCCGGACUCCUGGCCAAGUACCGGGCGGGGGGAGGAGCCAGGAGGGCUUCCGGUUGCGGCCGAAGCCGUCGCGGCUGGGGGCGGUCCCCGCGGGGGCUGAGGCGCCCGCUCUCCUCAGCCACGCUGGCCGUGACAGCGGCGUGCAUGGUGCUGGCGGCGGGCUUCGGCGUGGUGGGCACGGUGUUGGGACUGUGGAUUCGGUGCCACGAGGGCGAGUCGCGGCGGGGCCAGACCACGAGCGCCUUCCUCUUCCUCGGCGGACUGCUGCUGCUGACAGCCUUGAUAGGCUACACGGUGAAGAGCGCGUGGAACAACAACGUCUUCUUCUCCUGGUCCUAUUUUUCUGGGUGGCUGGCCUUACCCUUCUCAAUUCUCGCUGGUAACCUGGAAAGCGGGAACAGGGUGGAGGAGGCUACCCAGAAGGCUCCCCAGCUGCCCUUCCAGGAAACCCCGGGGACCUCUCAGGGACUCCCCAGCACACUCCCGACUCCCACAGACCUGGCAGAGGCCCCCUUGGAGCCCCAAAACCUCAGUCCUCGGGGCCCGCCUGGCCAUCGGCCCCAGGGCCCACCUUCCUCUCCCUGCCCCGCGCUCCCGUCCCCCCAGGCGUCUGCUUUCUACUGGCAGACAUGAUCACGCAGAGCACCGACGCCAUCAGAGGAUUCCCCGUGUGUCUGUGACCGCAGCCUGCCUGGGGCAGAAUAAAGGA